Saccostrea echinata is the source of this 6201-nucleotide messenger RNA. RefSeq lists its product as uncharacterized. The record is from RefSeq and is a predicted model, not a curated record. The transcript has 10 exons. Bases 122 to 5875 code for a protein of 1917 amino acids. NCBI's taxonomy places the organism in Eukaryota, Metazoa, Mollusca, Bivalvia, Ostreida, Ostreidae.
CAGUACCAGGGGAAUGUAUAAGUGAGUAGGUAAUUCUUAGUACAACUGAAACUCGCCAGGAAAGAGAGUAAACAGGGAAUUGGUCAACAGAUCAGGGACUAAUAAGUUCUGUCUCAACAAGAUGUCUCACUCGUGCCCCCUCCAGCACUGGGUGUGUACACUGAUCCUAGCAGCGAGUGUUUGGGAGCUAGUAACCGCAGCUGACAGAGGUUACGGUACUCAGUUUGGAAAUUCGGAAAGCACAAGAGACUGCACAGGGAAGUGCAACCACCGAGGAAAUACCUAUAACGCGGGGGAGAAGUUCUCUUACACCGAAGGCUGCAUCAAAUUCAACUGUGAGUGUCACUGUAAUGGAUGGUACGACUGUCCACGGGAAAAGAACGAAGACAUUUGUCGAAACAGAAAUACCGAUCGUACAGGUCCUUCCGGUCAAAACUGUAAGGAGUGUAACGUACACGGGGUGUUAUUUCCAAGUAACGCCCCCUUUAAUUAUAACCGUGGUUGUACAGAGCUGAGCCAGUGUCACUGUCACUGCAAUGGCUUCUGGAACUGUACACAAGGCAGGGACAUCUGUCGUAACACUAUGAUAACUCAACUUUCUGGUGGAGGGAGUCGUUCUUAUUCCUCAGGGUCGUACAGUAGUGGUAGCUCGUCGUCACAGAGUAGCGGAUCCUCUAGCCGACAAUCCGGUGGAUAUUCAAGUGGAUCAUCCUCCUCUUCUUCGGACGGAUUAUACUCAAGUAGUGGUUCUAGAGGUGGUGGUGCAGGUGGGAGCUUUGGAAGUUCCAAUUCAAGAUGUAGACAAUGUUUGGUAUCACAGGACAGAUUGGAAAAUCCAAAUACUUAUUUCAAAUACCGGAAUGGAUGCUCUGAAUGGGACAGUUGCUUCUGUAACUGUGAAGGUAGAUGGAGCUGUGAUGAUAAAACUUAUAAGAAAGUGUGUGGACAAGGCGGGGGAAGUGGCGUGGAUCUGAGCGGAGGCUCUUGUACCCCAUGUGAUGUUUAUGGAAAGAUUCAGCUCGGAAACACCGACUUUGUACACAGAAAUGGAUGCCAUGAAUGGACAGACUGUCAUUGCUCAUGUGGAGGAUCUUUCUAUUGUUCUAACACGAGCUACCGGUGGGCAUGUGACAAUAUAUGUCGUGAGUGUAGUGUCGACGGAAGGAAAUAUGCAGGAAAUACAGAAUUUUCCCACACCGUUGAUUGUAUAACCUAUGAUCCUUGCCAGUGUCACUGUAACGGGUCAUGGUCAUGUCCUCCCGAGGCAGGAAAGUGGACGUGUACGGAUCGAUGUAGAGAAUGUGACGUGGAUGGAAAUCGGUAUCAAGGGAACAGCGAGUUCCGUCAUAAAGAGGGCUGCUGGGAAUGGGACCACUGUCAGUGUAAUUGUAACGGGUCCUGGAAGUGCCCCAAAGAACAUGCUAAGUGGACCUGUUCACAGCAGUGUAGAGACUGCGUGUUGGACAAUCAAACAUACGCAGCCAAUUCUCCUUUCACAUUCGAGCGAGGGGACUGUUAUAGAUUUCACUGUCAGUGUGGAUGUAACGGUUCCUAUGAAUGUCCCCCAGAAAAAACCGAAAACACGUGUUUGAUUGACCCCAGCACAGGAUGUUAUCCUUGUGAUGUACACGGGAAAACCUACAAAGGUCAAUCAGUGUUUAAUCACACAGACGGCUGUAUGCAAUAUCAGGAUUGUAUAUGUAAUUGUAAUGGAUUCUGGGAAUGUCCAGGUUCAAAAGCAGUGGACACUUGCCACCCUCAUACUUCAGGUAGCUGUUAUACCUGUGACGUAAAUGGGAACAAGGUGGCUGGUGGGUCCCGUUUUACAUUAGAGGACGGGGACUGGCGCUUUGAUUGUGAGUGUUACUGUAACGGGGGGUGGCAAUGUUCAGCAGAAGCCAUAUACACUGGUGACACCUCCCAUCAUGUUGAAAAUCAGUGUAAAGAUUGCUAUUUCCUAGGCCGCCGUCAUACAAGCAGGACUUCCUUCGAUAGCCAAUGGGGUUGUAUUAAGUACAAAUGUCAGUGUAACUGUGAUGGAAAGGUAGAGUGUCCUGUUGAACAAGCAACCAGUGUAUGUUCUUCAUAUAGCCACUACUUCCAGGAAUUCCAACUGAAGUCUCUUGGUAGCACACCAGUAAAGUAUUGUUCAGCUUGCAAAAUUAAUGAUCACUUCUUCCCUGGUAAUUCCCAAUUUGAAUAUGUGGAUGGAUGCCAUCGGCAUAUGCUGAGGUGCUAUUGUAAUUCUGGAUACAGAGUCGCCAAAAAGAUCAUCGACUCGUGUGUAGAGGGUAUCAUAUCUGGGACUAUAAAGUACUCAAAGAAAUCAGCUGUUUUUCUCUCAGUGUCUCAACAGUGUGAUCGCAAGUGUAUUGUAAAUGGCAUUGAACACGCAUCAAGAUCUUCCUUCGAAAUAUACGUUGGAUGUUCGACAUACCGCUGUCAGUGUGCGUGUAACGGUCUGCCUCAGUGUCAAGCUCCCAUAGAUAGGUUAUGUAAUCUACAAAUACACGUCAUAAGCAACUCAAGGAUAACAGGUGGAUCCAGCAGUUCGUCACAUGUCGGCGGUGUACACGUCCAGUCUGGUGGAUCAACUGUCGUCAAUGGUGGUAGCCAUUCUAGUAGGAGGGUCAUAUCUGGUGGAAGCUCCUCUAGGGGCACAGUCGUAUCAGGCGGAAGCAGAAGAGUCAUUACCGGAAGUAGUCAUUCUUCCAGUGGAGGGGUUAUAAGUGGAGGAGGUAGCUCCUCAAGCACAAGAAUAGUAAGUGGUGGAUCUCGAGUUGUCGGUGGUGGAUCUCGUGUUGUUAGCAGCGGAUCUCGAGUUGUCAGCGGGGGAUCGUCGGUCGUUUCUAGCGGAAGUACAGGAAGUUCUAGAGUCAUACGGAGAAGAAUUGUAUCAACAGGCGGUGGUGGAGGAGGAGUCUCGGUGACUAGGGGAGGAUCUACGUCAGUUGUCAUCAGAGAUAAUGGGGUAUCAAACAGUGAUUGUCAUUUUUGUGUGGUGGAGGGCAGACGGUAUCAUGGUAUGGCUGUAUUUGAUUAUAAACGAGGCUGUGUUCGAUAUAGGUGCCAGUGUGACUGCAAGGGGUAUGCCAUCUGCCGGGCUGUUAGUAUUAACGAAUGCUUUGCUGAAAAAAGCCAGUGUAGACCUUGUUAUGUGGAAAACAAACGGUAUGAAGCAAAUUCUCGAUUCACAUUUGACAAAGAUUGCCAGAGGACAUCUUGUCGUUGUGAAUGUGACGGUAUGGCAACAUGCGUCAGAACACAGAUUCCAGGUUGUACGCAUCACGAUGGAUGCCUACAAUGUGUCUACAAUGGCGUGACCAGGGAACCUAAUACACAAUUCAACAUCGAUAAAACAUGUGAGAGAACUGUUUGUCAGUGUAAUUGUAAUGGACAAGUUCAAUGUUCAUCUCCUUUUCGCACAUGUGCACAACCUCAAACAUGCGGUGGUUGCACCGUUGAAGGACAUUAUAGGCCUGCAAAGUCAACUUUCACACUCACACAAGGAAAUUGGAGAAUGACUUGCACUUGUGAAUGUGACAAUCGUUAUACGUGUGACAGAGCCAAUGCGGAAUAUAUCGGCGAUGACUCUCAUGUUCAUGACACAUGUAGGUCAUGUACAGUUGAUGGAAAAGUUCAUCAAGGCAAAACCAAAUUUCAAAGAGAGCAGGGAUGUUACAGGUAUAGCUGCCAGUGUUUUUGUGAUGGUACCCACAACUGUGUCAGUACAGGAACGUACAUCUGCUCUAAACCAACCACUCCUGCGCCACAUAUUGAUCACCAACACUGCAAGCCCUGUAGAGUGGGAAGCCAGGAGUAUCCGUCGGAACAGCCUUUCAGUCUAGAUCGGAGCUGUAAGCGGUACAAUUGUGAGUGUUACUGCAGUGGUCGCUAUGGAUGUCAAGAUUCGGGGGAGAAUACAUGUCACCAUGGCUCUCAUGCAACAACAACGCCGGCCCCACAACCAACAUGUACUAAAUGUCACGUGCAAGGAAAGGACUAUUCGCCAAACACCAAAUUUACAAUUGUUUAUGACAAGUGUCGCGUGCUUAACUGUAAAUGUUCUUGUGAUGGCACCCAUGAUUGUGACAGAGAGGUUACGAAUGUCUGUGGUCCGGGUCAGAAUCAGUGUAGAUCGUGUACUCACGAUGGUGUCACUCAUCAAUCCGGUAAGCGUUAUCGUCGAGUAGAGAACUGUGUGGAGUAUGACUGCGAGUGUGGAUGUGACGGAAGUCCUCGGUGCAGCGCCCUCCGGCGGGUCUGUCACGAGAGGCCUCAGUGCAGAUCAUGUACAGGUCCUGAUGGUCAGGAACAUCAACCAUACACACAGUUUCUCUAUGACAAGGACUGUCUUAGAUACACAUGUGACUGCGCAUGUAACGGAAGCUACAACUGUCCCUCAGAGAAAACUAGAAGAAUUUGCCCCGAGCCUACACGAGCACCGCCUCGAUGUCGACCAUGCACGGAUCCCAACGGACGACGACAUCCUGCAAACAGUCAGUUCACGUACGAUAAGGAUUGCCAAAGACACCGCUGUAACUGUGCCUGUGACGGAACUUACAACUGUCCCUCGGGGAACAUCCGCAGAAUAUGCAGGAACGGCGAGAAUAAACCUCAAUGUAGACCGUGCACGGAUCCAGUGGGGCGGCAACAUCGUUCAGGUAGCGAGUUUAUAUACGACAAAGAAUGCCAUCGGUACACGUGUACUUGUGACUGCAGUGGCGAGUACAAUUGUCCUGCUGAGAAAACAAUCAACUACUGUGAUCGUGGAUCCUCUCAAACAGGUGGCUCCAUAAGCAGUGGUAGGUCAUCAUAUCAGAAUGUUUCGUCCAGCAGUGAUGGAUCAACUCAUCAUAGCGGUUCCUCUAGCAGUAGUUGGUCAACACACCAAAGUGGUUCCUCUAGCAGUAGUGGAUCGUCAUUUCAAAGGGGUUCCAGUCACCAAAAUGUAGGUGUACAACCCAGUCAUCUCUAUAGAUACGGUUACUCGUCUGCUAAUAGCUAUGGUAACACUGGCUGCUUUUACUGCGUUGCUGGUGGAGCUCAAAGAAAACCAAACGAACGAUUCGUGUUUGAUGACAAUUGUUAUCGAUUUUCAUGCUUCUGUGCAUGCAAUGGAAGUUGGGAGUGCCCUGCCUCUCAAACACAGGAAAUAUGUAAAUCCCACUCCACCAGCUCAGGAUCUGGAUCAUCAAGUCACGGGUCUUCAUGUAGGCAGUGCACUGCCCAUGGUAAAACAUAUGCCGGAAACUCGCAUUUCCAACAUGAUGAUGGUUGUUAUAGGUUAAAUUGCGAUUGCUACUGUAACGGGUCAUGGAAUUGUCCUGCAGAUCGCACCAAAAACAUUUGCACCCCAGAGACGGGGAACUGUAGAAAGUGUAACGUCCAGGGAUACGACAGAGAACCAAACUCAAGGUUCCAGUUCGACAAGAAUUGUUUCCGGUUCGACUGUGAUUGUAACUGUGACGGGUCCUAUGUCUGUCCUGCUGAGAGGACAAGGAGAAUCCCCGGAUGUGGAAGUCAUCGCACACGCCAAGGAACGGAAGGCACAAACUGUACCGAGUGCGUGGUUCAAGGUAGUAAAUAUCGAUCGGGUACAAGAUUUCAGUAUGUAAACGGCUGUGCCGAGUACGAUUGCGACUGUUUCUGUGACGGAAGCUUUAAUUGUCCACCAAGUCGUACCGUGGACAUCUGUAGGGACAAGCCAAACUCAUGUACCGAGUGUGAAUACGCCGGAACAAAAUACCCAGGGAAUUCAGACUUUGUGAUUAAUGAGAAGUGUUCUCAGAUUAAGUGUUCGUGUGAUUGUGAAGGUAAAAUCACGUGUAAAGAUGCCAUUAACACGUGUACAGAUCGCGGUGAUCUGGGUUAAGGGUGUACGGCGUGUACUGUAUGGUUUUAGGUUAUGUCUGCAUAGUAGUGCAUUUUCUAGAUUGUAGAAAAUGAGUUGAAGUUUUAAAACGUGAUAUGAUUAUUUUUUUAAAGGAAUGAAAAGCUGUUAGGUUUUGUAAAAGAUUUAUUUAUAAGAUGUCUUUGUACCAGAUUAGUUGUAUUAAUGUUGAAAAGAAAGUCUUGAUUAUACAUACAUAUAAGACAUACGUGUUGCUCUAUGUUUGUGAAUUGGUUUGUUCUUAAUACGUAUGUAAAAUUCAUAUAUUAAUAUUUUUAUAAGUAUAAUAAAAGGAAUCUCUUGCGUAA